AUGCCGCUGGCGCAUCUGGGUAAAGUGCUUAUUCCGUGGCCGAACCGGAUCGCCAACGGCUGUUACCGCUAUCAGGGGCAGGAAUAUCAGUUACCCAUUAAUGAACAUAGUUCAAAAGCCGCUAUUCACGGGCUGCUUGCCUGGCGAGACUGGCAAAUUAGUGAAUUAACCGCCACCAGCGUUACCCUGACAGCUUUUCUGCCGCCCAGUUACGGCUAUCCGUUUAUGCUGGCUUCACAAGUUGUUUAUUCGCUCAACGCACACACGGGUCUUUCCGUUGAGAUCGCAAGCCAGAAUAUCGGCACUGUCGCAGCGCCUUAUGGCGUGGGUAUUCAUCCUUAUUUAACCUGCAACUUAACAUCUGUUGAUGAAUAUCUGUUCCAGCUUCCGGCAAACCAGGUUUAUGCCGUCGAUGAGCACGCGAAUCCGACAACGCUUCACCACGUUGAUGAGCUGGAUUUAAAUUUCACGCAGGCGAAAAAAAUAGCCGCGACAAAAAUCGACCACACCUUUAAAACCGCUAAUGAUUUGUGGGAAAUGACCAUUACCCAUCCACAGCAGGCGCUUUCGGUAAGCCUUUGUUCCGAUCAACUCUGGGUGCAGGUUUAUAGCGGUGAAAAAUUACAGCGUCAGGGACUGGCAGUUGAACCUAUGAGUUGCCCGCCUAACGCCUUUAAUUCAGGUAUCGACUUAUUAUUACUGGAAUCAGGAAAACCGCACCGCCUGUUUUUUAAUAUUUACGGACAGAGAAAAUAA
Messenger RNA from Entamoeba dispar SAW760, 756 nucleotides. RefSeq lists its product as uncharacterized. The coding region runs from base 1 to 756 and encodes 251 amino acids. NCBI's taxonomy places the organism in Eukaryota, Evosea, Mastigamoebida, Endamoebidae. Gene Ontology annotation, biological process: glucose metabolic process; beta-D-galactose catabolic process via UDP-galactose, Leloir pathway. The transcript has a single exon. The record is from RefSeq and is a predicted model, not a curated record. Gene Ontology annotation, molecular function: aldose 1-epimerase activity; carbohydrate binding.